This is a messenger RNA of Sinocyclocheilus anshuiensis, 1446 nucleotides long. Its product is annotated as tripartite motif-containing protein 35-like. Gene Ontology annotation, molecular function: zinc ion binding. The transcript is spliced from 6 exons. Lineage: Eukaryota; Metazoa; Chordata; Actinopteri; Cypriniformes; Cyprinidae. The record is from RefSeq and is a predicted model, not a curated record. The coding region runs from base 591 to 1373 and encodes 260 amino acids.
UAAAUGUUGUUUCUUUUGCUCAAAUAGCGUUAAAAAAAGAUUAUUUUUCAGGCUCGUCUCAGAACGCUUCUGUAGCAACCGGAACUUCUAAUGGCAGCUGCAGGGCCGUGAUGGCUUUACCGAUUAGUGAUUGGCUCUUUUAUUCAGAAGGCGGGGCUUCCUUCGAUAAAGUGGCCAUAUUGAGCUUUGCAUUUUUUCCCAUUCAAAACUAUACCAGUGACAUGCCUUGGGUAUUCUAGUCUUUGCCAUAACCCUAUUGCUAAACAUAACUCCACCCAUUAUGUCCACAGAGGUGAAGCUGGACUAGGUCAAGCUCCACCCAUUACGUCCAAAGUGGGGGGAUGGGUGUAAUUUGGUUCUGCAGUGAGCACUACUUGGCAUUUCAUGCUUUUCUGUCUUACCUGAAUAUCUGGACAAAGGAAUCAGCGUUCAGUGCAAAACAAAGACAAACUCUUUCAAAGCUAAUUUUUUGAGAAAUUUGCUUCUGAACAGACAGCAGAUCUUUGUGAUUUUAGUGUGGUGAUUCAUUUUUAAACCAUCAUUCAGAAAGUGAAAGUAAAGUGUAGACUGCUGGAGUUCAAACAGUGAAAAUGGAUUCACCAGAUGAAUAUGAUAUUAUUCGUCUCCUGUGCUGCCAAAUCAAAAUGGAUCCAGUUGUUCUGUCAUGUAGUCACAGUUUUUGUAGAGUGUGCCUUCAACAGUUCUGGAGAACCAAGGAAACUCAGGAGUGCCCUGUCUGCGGGAGAAGAUCCUCAAGCGAUGAUCCCAUUUGUGAGCAGCUCUGCAGUUUACACCAAGAGAAACUCGAUUUCUUCUGUCUGGAGGACAAACAGCCGGUGUGUUUAGUGUGCAGAGAUUCACAGAAACACAUCAAUCACACAUUCAAACCCAUCAGUGAAGCCGUUUCAUCAUAUAAGGAGGAGCUCAUUACAGCACUGAAACCAUUGCGACAGAAGCUUAAAUGUUGUGAAUACAUUCAAGGAAAAUGUGUACAUACAGUUAAGCACAUCAAGUCUCAAGCUGAUCACACAGAGCGUCAGAUUAAACAGCAGUUUGAGAAGCUUCAUCAGUUUCUCAGAGAUGAAGAAGAAGCUACAAUCACUGCACUGAGGGAGGAAGAGGAGCAGAAGAAACAGAUGAUUGAGAAGCUGAACAGAGACAUCUCAGCUCUUUCACACACAAUCAAAUACAUGGAGGAGAUGAUGAAAGCCAGUGACGUCUACUUUCUGAAGGAGUUUCCAGUCUCAAUGGAAAGAGUCCAGAUCUCAUCACAGCCGGAUCCACAAACUUUGAUUGAUGUGCCGCGUUACUUGGCAACCUGCCCUUCAGAGUCUGGAAGAAGAUGCAGGACAUCAUCCAGAACACUCCUGUGAUUCUGGAUCCAAACACGGCUCAUCCAGAUCUCAUCCUGUCUGAUGAUCUGACCAGUGUGGGAUACAGAAUACA